Messenger RNA from Pieris macdunnoughi, 222 nucleotides. The record is from the annotation of a GenBank genome assembly. Lineage: Eukaryota; Metazoa; Arthropoda; Insecta; Lepidoptera; Pieridae.
AUGAGUAUUGCAGACCUGAUCCAAGCUGCUGAAUACAUCGAAAGGCGUGAUAGAGUUUUCUUUGUUGCAGAAUCGGAACACGGGUACGCAUCUAGUUUGCCGGCGUAUGAAGAGUUGCGCUCUGGAGGCAGGCGUCCGAAGACGAAGAAAUCUCAGGGCAGCAGGACGACUCAUAACGAGUUGGAAAAGAACAGGUUAGUGGUGUUUAUUUUAAACGCUUAG